Messenger RNA from Chaetura pelagica (chimney swift), 1356 nucleotides. It is a transcript of the gene FAAH2, whose product is annotated as fatty acid amide hydrolase 2. The coding region runs from base 1 to 1356 and encodes 451 amino acids. NCBI's taxonomy places the organism in Eukaryota, Metazoa, Chordata, Aves, Apodiformes, Apodidae. The record is from RefSeq and is a predicted model, not a curated record. The transcript has 10 exons.
AUGCAGCCAGAGGAUGAGCCAGUGACAAAACUGAGGUAUAUAGGAAUUGACCCCCUGGGGCCCCUGCAGCAGAGCAGAUGGAGGUUCGAGGAGGCCCUGCAGGAAGCCCAGCAGGUCGACAAGCUGCUGGCAGAGAGCCCUGGGGAUGAGUACCUGGAGGAGAAGUUCCCCUUGUUAGGGGUUCCCAUCACCGUCAAAGAGGCCUUUUCGCUGCACGGGAUGCCCAACACCUCUGGCUUGGUCAAUCGCUGCAACGUGGUUGCCACCUCGGACGCCACCGUGGUGUCCCGGCUGAAGCAGGCAGGUGCCAUCCCGCUGGGGGUGACCAACUGCAGCGAGCUGUGCAUGUGGUACGAGUCCAGCAACAGGGUCUACGGUCGGACCAACAACCCCUACGACCUGCAGAGGAUUGCGGGCGGCAGCUCAGGCGGGGAGGGCAGCGUCCUGGCAGCUGCCUGCUCCGUCAUAGGCGUGGGCUCCGACAUCGGCGGCAGCAUCCGGAUGCCGGCCUUCUUCAACGGGGUCUUUGGCCACAAACCCACCACAGGGGUGGUGCCCAACGACGGCCAGUUCCCCAAUGCCCACGGGGUGCGGACCAGCUUCCUGUGCACCGGGCCCAUGUGCCGCUACGCUGAGGACCUGGAGCCUGUGCUGAGGGUCAUGGCUGGCCCUGGGGUCAAUAAGCUGAAGUUGAAUGAAAAGGUGUCGCUGGACAAAAUAAAAUUUCUCUGCAUGGAUCAUGAUGGUGGGUCCAUUUUUGUGUCACCUGUGGACAAGGAGAUCUUGCAGGCCCAAAAGAAGGUGGUGGAGCACCUCGAAGGUGAGCUGGGGGUCCAAGUUAAGCACGUGGCAAUCCACAAGAUGAAGUAUUCUUUCCAGAUCUGGUCAGCCAUGAUGUCGUCCAAGGACAGUGAUGGGCAGUGGCCGCUCUGGGAGUGGGUGAAGUGGCUCGUGGGAAUGUCUUCCCACACUCUCCCAGCCAUUGCCCUGGGACUGACGGAGAAGGUGAUGAAGCUCAACCCUGGUGGGAAUGCCAAGCUGGUGAGCAUGGGGAAGAGCCUGAAGGAGGAGAUGGAGGCCCUGCUGGGGCCUGACGGGGUGCUCCUCUACCCCUCACACCCCACCGUAGCUCCCCAGCACAACUGCCCCAUCUGCAUGCCCUUCAACUUCGCCUACACAGCCAUCUUCAACGUGCUGGGCUUGCCGGUGACGCAGUGCCCGCUGGGCCUGAGCCACGAGGGUCUGCCCCUGGGCAUCCAGCUGGUCGCAGCCUCCUACAACGACCACCUGACGCUGGCGGUGGCACGACACCUGGAGGGGGCCUUCGGAGGAUGGGUCCUACCUGGGAAACUUUAA